CAGUUUACUGAAACAAUGGACAUCAUUCCAACCACAGAACCACAGGAAAUACAGUUUGAAAUUAAACCACAACAACCAGAAACCAUGGUUACUGAAACCUCGGAUAUAUCUGAGGUCAUCGUGGAGACUGAAGUUGAGGCUCCAGAAGAAGAUGUGAUUGUGACUGAAAGAGAGGUCAUUUCUGUCACUGAAAUUCCUGUUGAGUCUGAAGAAAUAACAGAAUCUUCUCCUCCAGAGACCGUGACAAUUGAGGUAGAAAGAGAGGUCAUUGAGGCAAAGCCAGAGGUCAAAUCUACCCAGGUCACCACAGAGGUCAAAGAGGUCACUGAUACACCAAUAACCGAUGAGGUUACUGCUGUCAGAACAGAAACAGAAGAGUUGGCAUUGGAUAUUACCGAAGCCAUUGUAGAAACUGUAGGCAUUGAACAGGAGAAACCAACAAAGGUUUCUGAAGAAACUGAGGAAACUCUGACCGUAGAAAUUACAGAAUCUGAGGAGGUUGAAGUCACUCAGGUUGUGUCUGAAAUUCUCAUUGAAACUGAUGAGAUCGCUGAUGUUGAUGAAGAGAAAAUUACAGAUGUGACAGAAAUCUUUGAGGAAACACUGUCCACUGAUGUUGAUGAUGUUGUCCCUGUAGAAACAGAACAACCAAAAGUCGAGGUGGUAGAGGAAACACGCGAAACUAUCAAACUUGAUGACACCAAGCCAACAGAUGUAGAUGAACAAGUGGAAGAUCAGACACUUGAACAACUAGAAGACAUACCUCAGGACAAAACCGAUAUUUCUACUGAAGAAAUGACAGAAAUUACAAGUGAAUCUGUCACAGCCAUAGCACGUAAACCCACUGAAGUGUCUGAGGUUGAUAUUCAGGCACAGGAAUCUGACAUAGAGGAAAUUCAACAUGAAACAGAGGCUGAAAAACCAUCUGAAGAAACCCUCGAAGAAACAAGAGAAACUAUUGUCCUGGAUGAGAAGGAGCCUACAGCUGUUUCUGAAACUGAAGCUGUGGUUUCUGAGGAGGUUCCCUCUGACUUAAAUAUAGAAAUGGAAAUCCAGACGCCCACAGAGGAAGUCACAGAAGUGAUCAGAGAAACCAUUGAAGUUCUGGAAGAAAAACCAUCUGAAGUUGGACAGCUUGAACAAGACCAAGAAACACCAGAUGUUCAAGAAAUAUCAGAAAUUCAAAUCAACACUACAGAUUCUAAACCUACUGAAUUUUCCGAGGAAACUAUCGUUAUUGACAUAAAAAAGCCCAGCAGAACCGAAAUUACAGAAGUUUCCCUUCAGUCAGAAGAGACACUGAAUGAAUUUCCAGAAGUUGAAACGGAAAAACCUAAGGAGGAAACAGCAACAGAGUUGAGACAAACUAUCUCGGUAGAGGAGAGUCCGCAAUCAGAAGUAACCAGGCUUGAAAUUGACGUAGAGAAAGCACCAACUGAUGAUAUCACAGAGAUUGAGGCAGUCACGCCAUUUAUAGAUACACAGGAAGAGGUAGCUGCAACAGUUUCUGUUGAAGAAUCUAAACCUGCAGAAACACCCGUUGCUGAAACAGAAGAUGAAAUUGAAGAAGUUGAGGAGGUUCCUGAGGAUUUGGCUGAGCAAGCAAAUGAGGAAGAAACAAUUGAGGAAAUCAAGGAAACAAUUGUUUUAGACAAAAAACCAGAAGCUGAAACUACUGAGGAAUUUACUAUUGUAGAUCAAGAGAAAGCUCAGAAGCAGGUCAGCUUCGAUCUGGAUAAAUCUGAGGAAUAUAUCACAGAAUCCUAUGAGGAGCUAGUUAUCAGGGAGGAUGAGGAUGUUUCAAUGGUUGAGGAAAAGGAUGAAAAGAAGGAUGUGGAAUCCUCAGAGAUAAUUGUCGAAACCGUCCAAAAAUAUGCAGAAGAGUUCACCAAAGACCUUCUGGAAACAGUUUUAGUCAACGAAGUUGUAUCUACCCAAAUCAGUGAUGUGGAUGUACCUGAAACUACUAAGGAGGAAACGGUAGAAACUGUAGACUUGUCAGAAGUCACUGAGGAGGAACUCCAGCAGCCAGAGAAAGAAGUCUCUGCAAUGUCCUUGGAUAUUGAUGUGGAUCAACCUACCGAGGAUGUUGUUGAAGAGGUAACACAGAUGGUAGUCAUAGAGGAAGUUAAACCAUCAGAAACUGACACUGAGAUGGAUGUUACAAUAACAGAGGAUAUAGAAGAAUUUGAGGUCCAACUGGAUAAAGGCAUUCCAGAAAAGAUAGAGGAGGAUGUUUCUGAAACUGUUACCGUUGACGUCACCAAAACUACAGAUGUCGACAUGUCAGAAGAGCAUAUUUCUGAGGAGGAGGCUCCAGAAAUGAAACCUCUAGAACAGGAACAAACCUUAGAAUCUGAAGUUCCGCUAGAAGUGACUGAAGUUAUUGUGGACGACAAAAAACCUUCAGAAGCACAGCCAGAGUCGGAUGAAAUUACUCAGGAGACCGUCACUGAAAUUGACGUGAAACUGGAAACUCAAAAACCCACUGAGGAAAUAGUUACUGAGGUUGUAAAGUCUCCCAUCACUGAAGAAAAGAAACCAGCUGAUGUGGACACACAGGAGGAUGUUGUUCCAGCUGAAGAGGUUGUAGAAACAACUGUGGAUACCGAAGAAGAAACACCUUCAGAGAGUGUCACACCUGCUGUUACUGAAGUGUCUUCUGUCACAGACAAGCUGGUUUCUGAAACUGAAAUCACUGAAUCUGAAAUUCCUGUGGAAGAGGUGUCAGAAAAGAAACCAGAAUUUGAAAUGGAGGAAACAACUGAGCAGGACGUUUCUGACAUGACUGAGGUAGCCGUCAAAUUGGAAUCAAAAUCAUUUGAGGUAGUGCCACAAGAAGAAGACAUUCCAAUGGAGGAGACACCAGAAUCGCUCACUGUUGUGGCCUCAGACAGCUCUGUAGAGGAGGUGGUGACAUUUGUUACUGAACAAGUCUCAGUGGAGGACACCACAAAAUCCGAGGUAGAAGCAACAGAUGAAUUCUUGGUGGAUGAGGAUGUCAAAUAUCUAACCGAGGAAAGAGAAACUGAAAAACCAAAAGAGGAGGUAAUUACAGAGAUCAAAGAAAUUGUCACAAUUGAAGAAGAGAAACCGUCUGUUGUUGAAAGUGAGGUGGAUUUAGUCACUGAAGAACAAACCGAGGAAGAAAGAGAAGUGGUUCCUGAAACAUUACCCGAAGAUCUUAUUGAAGAGGUAACUGUCUUCCCAGCUGUCACGGAAACUAAACCUUCAGUGAUCAGUGAAGAAGAAACUAGUGUUACCGAGGAAUCAGUAAUGGACCAACCUGAUAUCACAGGGGAGACAACUGUGGAGGUAGAAGUUUCCAAAGAUACCGAAGUUGUAUCUGCUGAGGAAACCAUUCCAUCAGAGGUUUCUGAAGCUGAGGACACAGUUGAUGAAGAACUUCCUAUAGAACAACCAGAAGUUCAAAUGGAAAAACCAUCACAAGAGGAAGAAUCUAAAGUAUCAGUUGUCACUUUUGCUGAAGAUGUUAUUCCGACAGAGGUUUCUGAAAUUGAACAUGUUAUCACAGAAGAAAUUUCUGAAGACCAGCUAGAAAUUGAGACCGAACAACCUAUUGAAGAAACUGUAUCGGAGAUCACCGAAAAACCUGAUGUUGAAGACACAGAGGUGUCAAUAACAGAAGAAUUGGAGGUAGUUCCUCUUGAAACUGAGACCCAACUUGAAGAUAUUGCACAGAAAUUUGCUAACGAAAUAAUCACAGAAGCAUCUAAGGUGGUUGCAAGCCAGGCAGCUGAACCCACAGAAGUUGAUGUCACAGAGCAUCUCCAGCCAGAACAAGUGGCAGAGGAAGAAGUUUCUGUAGAAAUUGAAAAACCCACUGAGACAGAAGAGAGUGAUGUGACAGCUGAUGUUUGUAUUGAGGACCAAAAACCAUCUGAAGUAUCACCGGAUCUUGAGAUGUCUGAGGAUAUACCUGUGGAAGAAGUGAUUUCUGAGGCUCCCGUUUCAAUCACGGAGACACUUACAGAGGAAAUCACCCAAACAACUUCCACGGAUAUUGUCCCAUCUGAGGAAACGCCCGAGGAAACUUCUGAGGACAUCCCACAAGAAUCUUUGGAAGAAACAAAACAACCAGCGGAGACUGUGCAGAAAACCAUAGAGGUCACUCAAAAAGAGGUCGUUACCAUGGGAUUAGAGGUCAGCGAAAAGGUCAUUGAAACCAAAGCUGUAGAAGAGUUAUCUACUGUUGAAAUACAAGUUAAGGCUGAAACACAAGAAACUGUUGCACAAGCUGUGAUAACAGAGGAAAGCCAAGCCCCUAAAGUUGAAGAGGGGGUUAUGGAAGCUCCCCGUUUCAUACAGACCCUCCAGCGGCAAGUCAAUGUACUCGAAGGCUCCACGGUUACGGUUGAGUGUGUAGUGACUGGCACGCCCACUCCCGAGGUCGUGUGGUUCCAGGAUGAUGAAGAACUUCAACCUGAUGCCCACUACGUGACAGAGUACCACACCGGAGUGUGUCGUCUUACCGUACUAGAUAUAUACCUGGACGAUGAAGCCAUAUACAAAUGUGAGGCGACCAACCAGCAUGGCGUUGCCACUACAACUAUUGAGAUUUUCGUGGAAAAAAUGACCCCUCAAGUCGACGAGGAGGAGAAGGUCAUUCCCGUUACCGAGGAGACUGUAGAAACAGUGGAGGGUCUAACUAUUAUCCAGGAGAAGAUGGCUCCAGAAACAACGGAAGCCACCUCCCUGGAGAUCACCGUGGAUGGCACAAGUCCCACGGAGACGGAGGAAGUUUCUUUCGAGUUUGUGACACGGGAGAAGGUGGAGGCCACUCCCGAAGAAGUCACAACAGAGUCUUUAGUAGCCCUUCCUGAACAGCAGGAAGUUCCUCUGACGGCGGCAGUUCAGGAAGUCUCUGAGGUAGUCCCCACAGAGGUGAAAAUGGAGAUCGAAUUGGAGACCACGCCAGAGGAGGCUAAGCCUGAGGAGGUUACCGUCAAGGAACUGCCUCUGCCCAAAGAGGAAGUUCCUGUCGUGGAGACAGCACCAGAUGUGGUGGAGGAAGUCAUUGAGGAAGAGGCUGCACCUACCAAACCCACAGGGGAAGCACCGCGAUUCACGACCGAGUUGAGCAAUAUAACUGUUACCGAGAGCACAUCGGUCAAAUUUAUCUGUGUUGUUAUCGGCAGUCCAAGGCCAAAGGUUACAUGGCACUUGGACGGUGAGGUAAUUGAGGACUCGGAAACCUACAUAACCGAGUACCAAGAAGAUGGCACCUGCACCCUUACAAUUGAUGAAACCUUCAAAGAGGAUGAAGGUGAAUACAGCUGCCAGGCAGUGAAUGACUUUGGCACUGCCACAACGAUCGCUGAACUGAAACUUACAGCACCAGAAGAAAAGCUAGAAGAAUCCGUGGCGGAGGUGACCAUCGAGCAGGUGACGAAGAUUGAAGAAACCAAAGAAGAAAUUGAAGCAGAACUUACCAUUGAACAGGUUUUGUCAGAGAAGGAAAAACUUGUGACUGCAGAAGAAGAAAAAGAUGCAGUAUCUGAAGAAGAGAGGUCUCCUGCACCUGAUGAGGUUGAGAAACCCAAAUCCCCAGAACUUGUUACUGCUGAAAUAGUUGAUGAACGUACUGCCCCAGAAAUUGUCAAGCAACUUGUUGACGUCAUGUCCAAGGAUGGCGGCAGUGCAUGCUUCGAGUGCGUCGUUGAAGGCCUACCUCGCCCAGAGGUCAAAUGGUACAAAGAUGAAGAAGAACUGACAACUUGUGAAGAAUUCACUAUUUCUUACGAAGAAAACACCACCACUUUAAUGAUUCCUGAUGUUUAUGUGGAGGACGGUGGAAAAUAUACUGUUGUGGCCAAGAAUGAACUUGGAACUGCCAUGACUACAGCAGAGCUCAUUGUGGAAGCUCCAGCUGAAGAGAUUAUCACAGGCAUUCCUCCCUACUUUGACAAGAAACCCAAGUUCCAGAACGUGGAAUCUGGGUCAGAUGUCCACUUUGAUGCUGUGGUCAGAGCUUUACCACAACCAGAGAUUAUGUGGACAAGAGAGGGAGUUGCCAUUAGCACGUCAGACAAAUAUACUGUGGAGACAAAACCUAAUACGGAGGAAAAUACCUACUGCACCAGUCUGACUCUCAACCAGGUCACAUUAGCUGAUGCUGGAACAUACAAAAUCUCAGCUUCAAACGAAGAAGGAGAUGCUAACGUUUCUGUCUCGCUACUUGUCAGAGAUGAAGGACCCAAGCAGACAGAUUUCCGUGAUAGUCUCAAAAAAGAUGUGACUUUGGAACAAAAGGAAGUCAAAAAAGUAGAACAAGUGGACUUACGUGAUGUUCUACAUGAGGUUGAACUGAUCGCACCAACAUUUGAAACCAAUAUUGAGAGUGUGGUCGCUAAAGAAGGCGAACCGGCCAAAUUUUUCGUCAAAGUCACAGGAAAACCGACCCCCACUAUUUCGUGGCACCAUGACGACCAAGUACUCACCACAGACGAGAUCUACAAAGUCACAGAGGGUGAGGAAGGGGAGAGCACUCUGGCAUUGUCAGAGGUCUUCCCAGAGGACACUGGCAAGUACACAGUUAAGGCUGUAAACGAAGCAGGUGAAGCUGUUGCCACAGCAACACUCACAGUAACAGAGGAAAUCAUUCAAGAGGACACUUUAUCAACUACAGAGGUUAUCCAGCAGGAAGUUCAGGAAACCGUUGAAUCGGAACAAGUAGUUUCUGUCCAGGAGACUAUCGAGACCUCCGAAGUCAUCAAGACAGAAGUGGAUGUCUCCGCUGAUGUUGUCGUAGAGGAAGAGGUCACAGAGAUCGAAAAGGUUGAUCAUAUGGUUGCCCCGGAGGUUACUCUCGAGAUCAGUAACGCCGUUGCAAAGGAAGGUGAGCGUGUUCAGUUCAUGGCCAAGGCGUCCGGUUCACCUGCCCCGACCCUCCAAUGGUACUACGGCACAGAAGCAAUCAAUACUGAUGAGAUUUACAAAGUUACCGAGACUAAGGAAGGGGAGAGCACCCUGGAGCUGGCAGAAGUCUUUCCAGAGGAUGCUGGCGAAUAUACAAUCAAGGCUGUUAAUGGAGCAGGAGAAGCCGCCGCUACGACAACACUUAAUGUCAUUGAAUUUUCAGAGGAACAAGCUGAUACAGAAGCUGAAGCCAUAGUGGAACUGACAUCAGAAGAGGUCAAGACUGUGGAGUCUGUUGAAGUAGAAGUCACAAUUCCAAGGUUUAUGAGAGAAUUAUCAGACCAGGAGGUUACAGAGGGUGACACUGUCACCUUCAUUGUGGAGGUUCUUGGCAGCCCCUUUCCAGAAAUCUCAUGGUUCAAGGAUGGCGUUGAAAUUACCCCAGAUGACCACUUCCAGAUGGAAGUGCGUGGAAACUUUGCCUCACUUAUCGUCAAGGAUGUUGUAACCAAUGAUGAUGCUGAAUAUGUUGUCAAGGCAACCAACCAAGCUGGAACUGCCUCCAGUACAGGAGAGCUCUUUGUCAAUCCUUCAGGAGAAGCACCAACAUUUGUAGUCAGACUGGAAGAUCAGACCAUCGAACUUGGCUCUCCCAUCAAAUUGGAAUGCCAGGUCAAAGGUCAUCCAAAACCAAAAGUCACUUGGUUAAAGGAUGGAGAGGAAAUCACCGAUGAACGAUAUACAAUUGAUUUUACCGAAGAGACAGCAACUCUUCAGAUUGCAGCCAGCGAGCCAGAGGAUGAGGGAGACUACUCUGUAAAGGCAGUUAAUGACCGUGGUGCCGCCACCUGCAAUGCUGAAGUCCUUGUUAAUCUGGAAGCACCAAAAUUCACCAAGCCCUUAUCAAAUGUGUCAGUUGACAUUGACCAUGUGGCUCUGCUUGAGUGUACUGUUACAGGAAAACCUGUUCCAAAAGUCACCUGGUUAGCUGAUCAAACAGUUAUCGAAGAAAGUGUCAAAUAUCACACCAGUUUCCAUGACGGUGUUGCAACCUUGGAGAUAACCUCUAUCACUGAAGAAGAUGGAGAUGUUGUAUAUACAUGCAAGGCAGAGAAUAUUGCCGGAGACACCAGCUGCAGUGCCCAACUGACUGUACAAGGAGCCAAGAAAGUUGAAACAGUUGAGGAAACUGCUGUUAUUGAACCUGAAAAAGGACAAGCUCCAGAAUUUGUCCUCAAGAUAAAAACACAGACAAUUACAGAAGGUGAGACAGUGGACUUCAGCUGCGAAGUGAUAGGGGAACCAAAACCCGAAUUGCACUGGCUGUGUAAUGGUCAUGAGCUCACAGAGGAGGGCAAAUACAUGGUGUUCGAGGAUGAAAAACUUCACCAUCUUGAGGUUUACGACAUCACACCUGAGGAUGCAGGGACAUAUGCUGUCGAGGCAGAAAACAAAUUUGGCAAAGUUACGUGUACAGCCGAACUUCAAGUCACAGCCAAACCAGUAGAAGAAGUGAAGGAGCUUGAAGCACCCAAAUUUGUGGUCGAAAUUCAGACAGUCGAAACCACUGUUGGAGAGAAAGCAACAUUCACUUGUCGUGCUACUGGUAAACCCACACCUGAGAUCUUGUGGUACAAAAAUGAUAAGGAAAUCACAAAGACUGACAACAGAUUUACAAUUCAGUAUGGUGAAGACUGUGAAUCUUCACUUCUGAUUGUGGAUGUUCUUCCAGAGCAUGAUGGGACUUACACAGCUGAGGCCAAGAACGAAGCUGGCACCGCCAAAUGUAAAGCGGAACUCUUCGUCGAAGAGCCGAAGGAUGAGAAAUUGUCCCCUCCUGAGUUCAUCAAGGUUCCAGAAAAGGUUGUUGCUAGGGAACAUGAGCGUGCUCAGUUCCUGGUCAAGGUUGUUGGAAUGCCAAAACCUACAGUUGCCUGGAAGAAGGACAAAAUUCUUGAGGACAAAGAUUUGUACGAUUUUGAGAAAUAUGAAGACACUUAUUGUUUUGAGAUCAAAGACACUGAUACAAUUGAUGCUGGUGUGUACACCUGUAUCGCCACUAACGAAGCUGGAGAAGCUACCUGUGAAAUCCCUCUUGAAGUCACAGAAGUUGCUCGUGACAAGCGUCUGACCGAGUCACCACUGGUUCUUCGACACCAAGACGAGUCCAAGGCACCAGAAUUUACAGAGGUCUUCGAAGAGUGUACUGUAAUGGAGGAGAGACCUUUGACCUUGAUCGCCAAGGUCGUUGGACUACCUCGUCCAGAGGUUGCAUGGUUCAACAAUGGUAAAGCCUUAAUGAAUACCCCAGCUGUCAGUAUCUCAUAUGAUGACGAAACGACCACGCUGUUGAUAAAGAAAUCAACUGUUGAUCAUGAGGGAGAAUUUAAAUGCGUUGCCACUAACUCUGCAGGACAAGCAGAACACGUUGCCAAAGUCAAUGUGGAAGGCAAGUCUGAGCCCCCAGAAUUUACUCGUAAGGUGAACUCUAGGGACAUCAAGGCCGGUCGUCCUGUCAGAUUUGAAUGUGCUGUCAAAGGCAUCCCUCAACCAGAAGUCUCAUGGUUUAUCAACGACAAACCAAUUGAAACUGGGAUCAGGUUCCGCAUGGAUGAGCGCAAGGGUUACGUAGACGUGGUCCAUAUUCUUACCAUUGACAACACCGUACUGGAAGAUGAAGGCCAGAUCAAGGCUGUUGCCUCCAAUAAAGCAGGGGAAGUAACUUGUGAAGGCAGACUCACUGUCGAAGAAAAGAAAGAAGGCCCCAAGAUUAUUAAGAGGUUGGAGAAUUUGGAAGUGGUUGAGAAGAGCUCAGUUGUAUUGGAGUGUGCUAUUUCUGGCAAACCUAAGCCAGAUAUUAUCUGGAUGAAGGAUAAGACAGUAUUGACUGAAUCUGAAGACAUCAAACUUGAAGUCAUCGACCAGACAUACCGUCUCACAAUCCCCAGUGCACAAGUUUCAGAUUCCAAUCUCUACACAAUUCGUGCCAGCAACCCAGCUGGCCAGGUCUCCUGCAGCUGUCGUCUCAAAGUCUUGCCUGGUAGAAAGCCAUCAUUUGCAAGAAAAAUGUCUGACACUCUUGUCCCAGAAGAGGGCGCUGUAAGCUUCGACUGUAAAGUGGAAGGACUUCCUCUUCCUGAAGUUAAAUGGUUCAUCAAUGACCAGGAAAUAGAGGAAGGCGAAGGAGUCCACUUGGUGUUUAACAAACGUGACCGAACACAUUCACUGGUUAUAGACAAAGCGUCACCAGAGCUCCAAGGUCUCAUCAAGGCUGUUGCUGUCAACACUGGUGGCGAGGAGCUUUGUACAGCUGAACUCACAGUCCGUGGACGUGCACCAAGCUUUAAGGAAGUACCUCUCAAGUGUACAAUGCUGGAAGGUGCCACAGCGAUGUUCCGUUGCAUUAUUGACGGAGAGCCGAAACCCACUGUCUCUUGGUCUAAGGGUAAAUGGCAGAAGAUCAAAAGUGAUAAGAAAUACAAUGUGUUUGUCGAUGAGGAAACACAAGAACAGGUUAUUGAGAUUAGAUCUGUUCAGAAGAAGGAUGCAGGAACCUACCUGGUCACACUUACCAAUGAACACGGAACAUGUGAUGCACCUGCAACUCUGAUGGUUACCAAUGAUGAAGAGGAUGUAAACGACUGGUUAGACCAACUCAAACAUAGGGAAUUUACCCGUCACCAAGGUGAUGAGGCUGUUGAAUGGAUGCCACAACUUCGCCAUGUUGAAAUGGAAGAAGACGAACCUGAUGCCAAGAAGUUUGUACCAGGAACAAAAGAAUUGGAUGAAGCUACUGGUCAUGAAAUUUAUCGUCGCAGAUCUCGGCAGGAGUUGACUGAUAUUCAGCGAGGUCAUGAGAUGGACAAAAGGUCAAAGUCUGGUCUAGAGGCAACAGCUCCUGAGAAAGGCGCUGAGGUAACUGCUCCAAGCAAGCCAUCCAUUAAGGACAAAUACAGCCGUCUUGUCAAACCCCAGAAGAUUGAAGAGGCACCACCAGUCAAACUGGUCAUUCCUAAGGCUCAGUGGAAGGUCCUUCAGCCACUACACGACCUUGAGGUAGUGGAGAUGGACGAGGCUCGUUUUGAAUGCGAGUUCAGCGUAGCAAACGUCAUGGUAACCUGGAAGGUGAAUGGUGAGCCCAUAGAGGCCAGCCCUAAGUACAUGAUUGAUAUUGAGAAAAAGAAGCACGCUCUGACUGUGACAAAAUGUAAACCUAAAGACGCAUGUAACAUCAGCUGCUCCUAUGCCAAACUCUUUACAGAAGCAAACCUUACUGUGAAAGAACUACCUGUUGAGUUUUUGAUACCACUUGAGGACACAACAGCAAUGGAGCACACGGAUGCCACAUUCACAGUUAAAAUCAACGUAGAGGAGGUUGACAUUAUCUGGCUGGUUGACAAUGAGCCAGUCAAGGAUGACAAGAAAUACAAGGUUGCUCGCAAAAACAGUCAGGUCAUGCUCACUAUCUUUGACCUCAACCCAGAGGACUCGUGUAAGAUCAGUGCUACUGCCCGCGACGUUUCUACAGAAUGUACUCUUACAGUUAACGAAAUCCCCGUACAAUUUAUUGUGCCCCUGAAAGACAUGGAAGAAUGGGAGCAUGGAUCAGUGACCUUUGUUUGUGAGGUCCAGCGAGAUGUUGACAAGGUCCAAUGGUUCAUUGGUGACAGGGAACUCGUACCAAGUGACACUGUCAAAUUUGUUAGUGAAGAUUUUGUCCACAAACUUUAUCUUAAAGAUCUCGACCUUGCUGACAAUGGUAUGGUCACCUUCCUGACCAAGGGCCAAUCAAGCACUGCCAACCUCAAGGUCAAAGAGAUCCCAGUGGAGUUUAAGAUCCCACUUUCAGAUAUCACAGCUAUGGAGCACUCAACCGUAGAGUUUGUCAGUGAAAUCAACCGUGACGUUGACAAGGUCACAUGGUUCCUUGAUGAAGAGGAACUCAAGGAGGAUGCAAAGAUCAAAAUGGUUUCUGAAGGUCAUGUACAUAAGUUGAUCAUCGAGGACAUUGAAGUAGAAGAUGAAGGACAAGUGACCAUCCAGGCCAAGGAUCAGAAAUCAACUGCCUCCCUCUUUGUACAAGAACUCCCACCUGAGUUUACCUCUCCACCUAAUGAUGUUUCAAUCAUGGAGGGUGAGACAGCAGAAUUUGUUUGCAAGGUCAGCAAAGAGGGCGCCACUGUCAAAUGGUUCCUGGACGACAAGGAGAUUGUUGAAGAUGAACGUUUUGUCGUCACCAAAGACAAAGGAACACACACGCUUACCAUCAAAGAUGCAAUCCUGCCUGAUGGUGGUCUCAUUAAAGCCAAGGUCGAGGACACAAGUGCCACUGCUACACUAACAGUCAAAGAACUACCCAUCCAGUUUAUGGUACCUCUGGAGGAACAAACCUGUAUGGAAGGUGAGAGUGUGACCUUCCUCUGUGAAGUCAGUAAAGAGGAUGCACCAGCCAAGUGGUACUGUGAUGGAAAGGAACUUGAACCCUCAGACCGCAUAGAAAUGACCACCAAGGGCAAGGUUCAUGAAUUGACCAUCAAGGAUGCUGUCCUGAAUGAUCGUGCUGAGUACACAAUUAAACUGGAAGACAAGUCUAGCACUGCCCCACUGUUUGUAGAAGAAGCCCCACUAAGGAUCACAGUCCCACUGAAGGACCGCUACGACUGCUCCGAGGGGGAAUCCAUCACCAUGGAAUGUCAAGUGAACAAGACCGGAGUUCCUGGGAUGUGGCUCAAGGACGGUGAACAGAUUACAGCUGCCGAUGGUUAUGAAAUCUCUGUAGAUGGAAAUCGUCACAUCCUCACGAUCCCGGUAGCCUACCUGGAUCAUGAGGCUGAUUAUAGCAUUAUGAUCGGCAGCCAGGUGUCGUCAACUGUUCUGUAUGUGGAAGAGGUUGCGGCUGCGUUCACACACAGAUUGACAGACCUGACUGGAAUGGAAGGAGAAGAUGUGGAACUCUCAGUUGAACUCAGCAAGCCUGAUGUCAACGUGAGCUGGAUGAAGAACAGGAAACCACUGACCGCCAGUGACCGCAUCAAGAUCCUGUGUGACCGUUACCGCCACGUCUUACAAAUCCAGGAAGCCAUCCCUGAGGAUGAGGGCGAAUACACAGUGCAACUCAGUGACAAUUCCGAAUCAUCAGCAAUGCUCACGAUCAAAGAAAUACCACCAGCAUUCAAGCGCCCCCUGGAGGAUAUUAAAGCAGUUGAAAAGGAUCAUGUCAAACUAGAAUGUGAAGUCAAUAAAGAGGAGAUCCCCGUCAAAUGGUUCAAAGAUGGUAAAGAAAUCACACCCACCAAACGUAUGGAGAUCAUAUCAAACGGCUGUGUACAACAGUUGGUUAUCGAUGAUGUCACUCUGGAUGACAUGGGCAAAUACACCUGUGUGUGUGGUGAUGCCUCGACAGAAGCAGUCUUGUCUGUGGAAGAACUACCACCAGAGUUCCGUAAACUGCUCGAAGACCAGACCUCACUGGAGAAACUAACUGUGACCUUGGAAUGCGAACUCUCCAAGCCAGAUAUUCCAGUGAAAUGGCUGAAGGAUGGGGAAGAAAUCACUCCAUCAGACAAUAUCACAAUUGUGACGGAUGGCUAUUUACAACAACUUCUCUUUGCCGAGGCGUCAUUGGCAGACAGCGCCAUCUAUACCUGUGUGUGUGGUGACGUAUCUACCAAGGCAACCCUCAAGAUUGAAGAAGAGCCACCAAAGUUCACCAAACCUCUGGAAGACCAAACAGUGACUGAGGAGGCGAAUCUGGUCCUGGAAUGUGCUCUCACCAAACCCAACUACAAGGUUGAAUGGCUUCGGGAUGGAGAGCCAAUCAAACCCAGUGACCGUAUCAGCAUUACCACAGAUGGCUGCACACAGCGUCUAGAGAUCCUUGAUGUCACACUUGAUGAUGCUGCCAAGUAUUCAUGUGUCUGUGGCGAUGUGUCAACUGAAGGAACUGUCACGGUUGAAGAAAUUGUUCUGGAGUUCCGCAAGCCUCUGGAGGAAACCGAGGUGCUGGAAGGAACAACAGUGACACUAGAAUGUGAACUGAACAAGAAGAACAUGCCGGCUAAGUGGAGUAAGGAUGAUGUAGAGAUUGUGCCAAAUGACCAGUUCUCUAUCUCCGUCGACCAGUACCAACACUCCCUCACGAUUACCGACAUCACACUCGACGAUGAGGCAGACUACAAAUGUACAGUCAAUGACGUAUCCACCUCAGCCACUGUCUUUGUAGAAGAGCUCCCUGUGGAAUUUCUCAUCCCUCUGUCAGACCUCACCGUCAUGGAGAAAGAUACUAUCUGUCUCAACUGCGAGGUUAACAAACCAGAAUAUCCUGCAAAGUGGUUGAAGGAUGGAAAACAAAUCACGCCCUCAGACAGAGUGAAGUUGAUCCAUGACAAUGCUUACCAUCGUAUUGUUAUUGACCAGUCCGUACUUGAUGACGAAGCUGAGUACAGUGUUAUCAUCAACGGAGCCAAAUCACGUGCCAUUGUCCUGGUGGAAGAGGCUCCUGUAGAGUAUCUGAAGCCACUAAAGGACACUCAAGUUACCGAGGGCGACAGUGUAACAAUGGAGUGUGAGGUCAGUAAGCCAGAUGAGGUUGCUAAGUGGUACCUGGAUGGUGAGGAGAUCAAGGGCUCUGACAGGAUAGAGCUUGUCGUCUACAGCACCACCCACCAACUCAUCAUCCACGAAGCCAAGAUUAGUGAUGAAGGCUCGGUUUCAAUCCAAAUUGGUGACAAGAAAUGCACAGCAAAUCUGCUUGUUGAUGAAAUACCUCUCAAGAUAGUCAAACCUCUGACCGACACAGAAAUCUUUGAAAAGGAAGAGAUGACAUUCACCUGUGAAGUAAACAAGGCCAAUGUCAAGGUCACGUGGCACAAAGAUGGAGUAGAAAUUGUUCCGUCUGACCGUAUACAUGUGACUGCUAAAGAAAUGGUCCACACAUUGAAAAUCACAGAUGCAAAAUUAGACGAUGGCGCCAUCUACCUUUGUCAGCUAGAGGACAAGAAGACUACAGCUACACUUACAGUUAAAGAAGAGCCCCUGCAAUUCAUCAAGCCUCUGGGUGAUGUUGAGGUUAUGGAAGGACAGACAGCUGUGCUGGAGUGCAUCGUGUCCCGACCAAAUCUCAAGUCCACCUGGUUGUGUGAGGGCAAACCAUUGACCCCAAGUGACCGUGUCAAGAUGACCAGUCAGGACAACAUCCACACACUGACCAUCACAUCUGCUGAACUUGAUGAUGAAUCAGAAUACACAAUAAAUGUCAUGGAUACACUUUCUACCGGUGCAAUCUUUGUGGAAGAGGAGCCAGUUGACUUUAUCCGUAAGCUUGAGAACUUGGAGGUACACUCUAUUCCAUCUUCUGCAACCUUCGAGGCUGAGGUCACCAAAGCUAACCUUGUUGGCAAAUGGUUCCGUGAUGGAAAACCCAUUGCUGAAUCAGACAAAUACAAGAUGGAGGUUGUAGGCACCGUCCACAAACUGACCAUCAAUGAUAUUGAUGGAGAGGAUGAAGCUGACUACAAGGUGGUCGUAAGGGGCAAGAAAUCUGAAGCAGAACUCAUUGUUGAAGUGCCUCCCGAACUGUUCCUGGACAAGGCCUAUGAAGAGGAAGUUAUCCUUAAGGCUGGUCAGUCGACUGCCUUUGAGAUACCCUUCAAGGCUAAUCCUCAGCCUUCAGUCACCUGGUCCUUUAAUGACCAGUCCAUGCCUGAGGACAAGAGAAUUGAGGUCCAGUCUAUCUACAAUAUGACCACACUUCGUCUAGCCAAGGCCAAACGUAUCGACACAGGAAACUACACCCUGACAUUACAGAAUCAAUCUGGCAAGGCUGCCGUCACCAUCAAACUCAAAGUCUUAGAUAAACCAAGUGCUCCAAGGAAUCUUGCACCAAAGGAUGUCACAGCAGAAUCUAUUUCAUUGGUGUGGGAAACGCCAGAGGAUGAUGGAGGCAGUCCAAUUAUCGAAUACAUCAUCGAGAAGCGGGAAGCAAACCGUCGUUCCUGGUCAGAGAUUGGUACAACACCAGACACACAAUUUGUCGCCUCUAAGCUGCUGGAAGGUAACCAGUAUUUAUUCAGAGUAUUUGCCAAGAAUGACAUUGGACUGAGUGAACCAGUGGAGCUCACCGAUGCAGUAACGGCCAAGAAUCCCUUCACUGUACCAGAUGCACCCAAUGCUCCGAUUACGUCUGAUGUCUUCAAGAAGUCUGCCACAGUGUCAUGGCAACCACCUGCCAAUGAUGGUGGCUCUCCUGUGAUUGGUUACUACCUGGAGCGGUUGUCUGGAUUCAGUCCACGCUGGGUACGUGCCUCACAUGACCUCAUUCCCGACACAUGGUGUAACCUGACAGAUCUGAUGGAGGAUAAUACUUAUCAAUUCCGUGUUAUCGCAGUAAACAAAGCUGGUGAGAGCGAGCCAAGUCCUCCUUCUGAUACGAUCACUGCCAAGGAUCCAUUUGACAAACCUGGACCACCAAGUACACCUGAAAUCAUGGGAACAGACAGUUCAUCUGUUGCCCUUAAAUGGGCACCUCCAGAGGAUGAUGGUGGUUCUCCAGUCUUUAACUACGUGAUUGAGUACAGACUUGUAGGGGCCUUCCGCUGGACAACAGCCAAUGAGACUGCGGUCCCUGAGACUACAUUCAGUGUUACUGGUCUGAAGGAAAACUCAAAUUAUGAGUUCAGGAUCAGCGCCGAAAACAAAGCUGGUGUUGGUCCACCAUCUUCACCAACCAAACCUGUCAAAGUACAGGCUCCAAUUGUCGGUGUUGCACCACAACUUCUGGAGCCACUCCAGGAUACUGUUGUUGUGGCACCCAAAGAUGCCAUCUUAGAGUGUGACCUUGACCUUGGAGAGCCAGAAUCUGAGAUCAAAUGGUUCAAAGGUACAGUACAGGUGGAGAAGAGCCCCAAAUACGAGAUGAGUUACGAAGAUGAGAUCGCCGCCUUGGUGAUUCAUGACACAGCCCCUGAGGAUGCCGAUGUCUACCAUUGUCAGGCUGCUAACGUGAUUGGCCAAGUCCAAACAACAGGCACACUAUCUGUACACACUCAUCCCAAGCUUGAGUAUGACAACAAGUUGAAGAGCCAACAAGUCCUUAAGGCUGGAUCAACACUUACUGUAGAGGUCAACAUCAGUGGUAUCCCAUCACCCAAGGUCGUAUGGCAGAAGGAUGGCCAACCCAUUGAAAAGUCACCACGUCUCAGUAUUGACAUCACAGAAGAAAUCUCCACUCUCAAAAUCAAAAACGCCACUCAGAAUGAUACUGGUGUCUACAACAUUGUUGCAGAAAACACUGUCGGAAAGGCUGAGGCCAGCUUCGAUAUCAAUGUCAGAGACAAGCCAUCAAAACCUAACAACCUUCAUGUUGUUGAGGUGAUGAAAGACACUGUCGUUAUUGAGUGGGAAAAACCAACCAGUGACGGAGGUGCUGAAAUCACUGCCUACAUUGUUGAGAAGCGUGAUGCCAAACGGAACACCUGGGCAACUUGUGAGAACGUCAGUGGCCAUACUACAACAUUUGCUGUGGAGAAACUCCUCGAAGGCAAUGAGUACUUCUUUCAAGUGUCAGCUCAGAAUGAGGUUGGAACUAGUGAACCAGCCACUAUGGAUGAAGGAACUAUUGCCAAGAGUCCAUUCGAUGCUCCAGACUCACCUAUAAAUUUGAAAGCUACCGACACAACGCCAGAAACUGUGUCAUUAACAUGGGAUGCUCCAUUGAAAGAUGGCGGCUCCCCAGUUACUGGGUAUAUAGUGGAGAAACGUCACAUGGAGACAACACGCUGGUCGAAAUGCAAUAAAAAGGCCGAACCAGACACUGUGUUUACGGUCACCGACCUCAUUGAGGACAGCGACUAUGAAUUCCGUGUAUCCGCUGAGAACAUUGUUGGCCUCAGUAAACCCUGUCAGCCAAUUGGACCAAUCAGAGCCAAGCUUCCAUAUGACAAACCAGAGGCUCCUGGUAAACCUGAGGUCCUCGAAGUCACAAAGAAUACAGCAUCACUGAAAUGGACCCCUCCUGUCAAAGACGGUGGCGACGCCAUCUUUAACUACAUUGUUGAAUGUCGGCCGGAGACUUCUAUCAAGUGGAUAUUGGCCAGCCAGAACAUUCGCAUAGAUGAUACCAAAUUUGUGGUGACAGAUCUUCUUGAGGGUAUGGAGUAUGAGUUCCGUGUCUACGCGGAGAACAGAGCGGGUGUUGGCCCCGCCUCUCCUCCAUCAGACAGAGUCCUUAUCAAGGAACCAAUUGUCGGAGAGGCUCCAUCUGUACUAGAAGGACUUCCUGACCUUACUCAUCUGGUAGGAGAGACGGCCACCCUUGAGUGUAAAAUCUCAGGCAAACCAGAGCCUACACUGAAAUGGUCUAAGGAUGAACAUGUGCUGUCAGAGAGCAAAAAGUUCGAGAUGUCAUAUGUAGAUUUGGCUGCCUCACUGACCAUUCGUCAGGUGACAGAAAAAGACAUGGGCAGUUACAGCUGUGAGGCAUCCAAUGACUUAGGAUCUGUGUCAACCACUGGUCAAGUGGAGAUUCAGGCUCCACCAACCAUUGAGUAUGACAACAAAUACCGUGACCUUUUGACCUUACAAGCGGGCUCAUCCCUGAAGAUCCCUGUAACAAUCAAAGGUCUUCCCAAACCCACAGUCACCUGGGGUAAGGAUGACACUGCCCUCAAGACAUCAACGAGGGUUAGCUUUGAAAAGACCGAAAAAGGCUCAACAUUGUUAAUCAAGAAACUGACUCGUGAGGACGACGGACUUUACUACAUUAAGGCUGAGAAUGAGGCUGGUGAAGAGAAGGCUAGCUUUGACGUUGAAAUUAUUGACGUGCCAAGCCCACCAGAGGGCCCAGUGCAGGUUACCGACAUUGACGUAGACAGAGCAACGCUGACCUGGCAGAAGUCAAAGGAUGAUGGCGGAUCAGCAAUCAAAUCCUAUACAGUGGAACGCCGAGAAGCUGGACGAUCUACGUGGUCACGUCAGGAAAUUCCAAAUUCUUCUGUUCUCACUAUCACCCCAACUGAUCUUCAAGUUGGAAAGGAGUACAUGUUCCGAUUCUUUGCCGAAAAUGAGGUUGGCAUGUCCAGUCCUCUCGAGAUGGAUGAACCUGUCAUUCCAAAGAGUCCGUUCGACAAACCGUCAAUCCCAGUGGGACCUCUGGAAAUCUCCGACGUCACUGACAGCAGUUGUACAUUAACUUGGAAACCACCCGUAUCUGAUGGAGGUACUCCUCUCACUGGUUACGUAGUGGAGAAAUAUGACACCCGUCGUAUGACAUGGACCACUGUGAAGACUGUUGCUCCAGACAGUACAUCAUGUCCAGUUCCUAACUUACUAGAGGGACAGGCUUACCUGUUCCGUGUGUCAGCGGUCAACAGUGUCGGUCGUAGUCAACCUCUGGUCACUGACCAUGAGAUCAAACCAACAAAACCAGCCACUCCACCUGGAAAGCCUAUUGGUUUCCGUGUUAAUAACAUACAAGGUGACAGUGUGACGUUGUACUGGAGUGAACCCAAGCGUGACGGAGGCUCUCCAAUCACCAGCUAUAACAUUACCAUAUCUAAAGACAAGGGCAAGACCUGGUCUCCAUUAGAAACAGUUCCAGAAUCUGUGGAGCGUUACGUCGUAAACAAUCUCAAGGAAGAUGAACCCGUUCAGUUCCGUGUCUCUGCAGUCAACGCUGUUGGAGAAGGAGAAUGGGUGGAAUCAGACACAGUCACUCCAAAGAAGCCAAUUGGUCUACCUUCUAAGCCAGUGGAUGUUGAGGUAGGAGAAAUCCUCACUGACUCUGUAGCUCUCAGCUGGCAGCCACCUGAGGACGAUGGAGGCACUCCAAUCACAGGAUAUGUGAUCGAAAAACGUGACGCAUCCCGUUCCAUGUGGACAACUGUUGAUCGUGUGGACAAAAAUACACUCAAACUCCUGGUGACAAAAUUAAACGAAGGAACAAGCUACUUCCUGCGGGUUCGUGCUGAGAACAAGGCAGGACUUGGUGAACCCCAGGGUCCUACCAAACCUGUUAUACCAAAGAAUCCGUUUGACAAACCCAGUAUUCCUAUUGGUCCACUGACUGUGUCUAACGUCACUGACUGCUCUGCUGACCUUGAAUGGAAGCCCCCGACAAGUGAUGGUGACACACCAAUCACUUCAUACAUCAUUGAAUCUCGCCCAACAAGUCGUAUGUCUUGGUCCAGGGCUGGAGAAGUUGAUGGAUCAACCACCAAGUUUACUGUGCCACAACUUACCGCUGGCACUGAAUACGAGUUCAGGGUCUCUGCCGUCAACAAGGAAGGUCAAAGUCCCUGGUUACAGGCAAUCGACACUGCUUUGCCCAAACGCAAGAUCAACCCACCAGGACCUCCCAGGGACCUUAGAGACACAAAGGUUGGAGAAAACUAUGCCAUACUUAAAUGGCAGCCUCCCCUUGACAAUGGAGGUGGGCCUAUCACUGGCUACAUCCUCAAGAUGAGGGAAGGACCUCAUGGAAAAUGGAGCAAGGUUGAGUCUUUGUCCAGUAUUGAAGAUGACACAAAGGUCCCUCGCCUGUCAGAAGGCACCGACUACUACUUCUCCAUUGCCGCAGAAAAUGAGGCUGGUGUUGGGGAGACCUGUGAGACAGACAAACCAGUCACACCCAAACGUCCUCCAGGACCUCCUGGAAAACCAAUGGGUCCAUUAACAGUGACCGAUGUUGAAAAGACAACGGCUGUCCUUCACUGGAAACCUCCAAAGAGUGACGGAGGAUCCCCACUCACCGGUUACAUUGUUGAAAAACGUGAAGGCCUCAAAGCCUGGGUUAUGGUUGACACAGUCUCUCCUGAUGUCCUUGACCUUAAAGUCAAUGAUCUGAAAGAAGGGACAGAGUAUCUGUUUAGAGUGACUGCUGAAAACAAGUUUGGUACUGGAGAUGAGCUUGAGGCUGAUACAACAACAAUACCAAAGUCUCUAUAUGACAAACCUGGUAAGCCUGUUGGACCAAUGGAGUUCUCUAACAUCCUAGAUGAUUCUAUCACUAUGGAAUGGAAGCCACCCUUGUCUGAUGGAGGCCGACCAAUCACCAGCUAUGUUAUUGAGAUGCGUGAUGCGCGUCGCUCCACAUGGAAUAACGCUGGCACCGUCAGUGCGGAGAAUACAAUUUUCACUGCUACUGGCCUAAUGGAGGACAACGAGUACUUUUUCAGGGUCUCUGCUGUUAAUGAAGAAGGUCAAGGUCCAGCACUGGACUGUCCUGACAAGGUUAUGGCAAGGAAGCCUAUACAACCACCAUCAGUCCCUCUGAAUCUCAACACAUGUGAUCUCACUGAGGAUAAGGUGACCUUGACCUGGGAAGAACCCAAGGACAACGGUGGUUCAAAGAUCACUAACUACAAGAUUGGACUUAAUGAAGAUGAGACUGGCAAAUGGAAAAACAUUGCAACUCUCAAUCCAUAUGACCGCGAUUACACUGUAAGAAAUCUAACGACUGGUCAGCGAUACUACUUCUCCGUUGCUGCAGAAAACAAGGCCGGCAUCGGCGAGGCUGCGGAGUUAGAUAAAGCUGUCUGUCCACAGAAAAAACCAGAGCGACCAUCACCACCAGUUGGGCCAAUCAAAUUCUCCAACAUAAACAAGACAACUGUGACGUUGUCAUGGCAACCAAGCAGACAUGACGGUGGCUCCCCCUUGACUGCAUAUCAUAUUGAGAUGCGUGACACCAAGACAAGCCGCUGGUCACCUGUUACCACAGUGACAGCAGACAUCCUUACAUACUGUGCUCAGAACCUAACGGAACAACAUGAAUAUAUGUUCCGUAUCUUUGCUGAAAACAGUGUUGGUAAAUCGGAUGCCUUGACAUCUGACGUAGUGGAGCCGAAGAGUCCAUUUGACAAGCCAGGAAAACCUGUUGGACCCUUGGAUUACUCCAAUCUUACUCAGGAUUCCGUAACCAUCUCGUGGAAAACACCACUGACUGAUGGAGGAACUGCAAUCACCAGCUAUAUUAUCGAGUCUCGUGACAGCAGAAGAACCACAUGGUCCAAAAUUGCAACGGUGGAUGCUGAUAAACUUACGUACAAGGCCGGAGGAUUGUCACUAGAUCAGGAAUACCUGUUCCGUGUGUCGGCAGUCAACGCAGAAGGUCAAGGUCCUGCAUUGGAUUCACUUGACAGGGUCAAACCCCAGAAACCAUUAGAGAAGCCAGGACCACCUAUUAAUGUCAAAACACUGACUGUUAACGAAGAAAAGGCCACCAUCACAUGGAAACAGCCCAAGUUUGAUGGCGGAUCCAGGUUGACUGGAUAUCGCAUCAAAGUCCGUGAGAACGGCGGUCAGUGGAGAGAAGUGGACAACGUAGGACCAUAUGAGACUGACACAGUGAUUCGCAACCUCACUACUGAUGUCGAAUACAUGUUUGCCGUAGCUGCAGAAAAUAAGGUUGGCGUCGGAGAAGCAGCUGAGACAGAUUCACCAACUGUUCUUCGAAAGAAGGCCGAGAGGCCAUCACCACCAGUCGGUCCUAUCAAAUUCUCUGACAUUGAUAAAACCACUGUUACAUUGUCAUGGCAACACAGUAAGAGUGACGGUGGCUCCCCCUUGACGGGCUACAUUGUAGAGAUGAAAGAAGUCACUCAGUUCCGCUGGACUGAAGUAGACAAAGUUCGACCAACUGUAACCAGUUACUGUGCCCAGAAUUUGAAAGAGAAGAAAGACGUUAUUUUCAGAGUUAUUGCUGAAAAUGCUGUCGGAAAAUCAGAGCCUACUCAAUCAGACACUGUUACUCCAAAGAGUCAAUAUGAUCUACCAGGACGUCCUGUUGGACCAAUCCUAUUUUCCGACAUCACGAAGGAUUCUGUGACAAUGUCAUGGAAACCACCAACAGAAGAUGGCGGAACCCCAAUCACCGGGUACGUCCUAGAGGUUAAGGAAAACAGGAGGUCAGGAUGGAGUCCAGCUGGAAAGGUCAGCGGUCAAAAGUUGACAUUCACUACAGAGGAUGUUGUCGAGGGCAACAGUUAUUUCUUCAGAGUGUCCGCUGUUAACAUGGAAGGCCAGGGUCCAGCCCUUGAGUCUACUGACAGUGCCACGCCAAUGAGGCCCCUCAGCAAACCUAAAGCACCUAUUGACCUAAAAACAUUUGACCUUCAAACCGACUGUGUGUCUUUGAGCUGGAAACCACCUACUGAUGAUGGUGGGUCAAAGGUCACUGGUUAUCGUAUCAGUAUGAGUGAGGACAGUGUCGACAGCUGGGUAGAGAUUGGCACCACAACCACUUAUACUACCGAAUUCACAGCCAAGAAACUCAACAUAGGCAGUAAAUACUACUUCGCUGUCGCUGCCGAGAACAAGAUCGGUGUCGGUGAGCCAGCGGAAACAGACAAAGCAAUCGUCCCAAGGGCCAAGCCUGAGAGACCAUCACCCCCUGUUGGACCAAUCAACUUCAGUAACAUCCAGAAGAAAGAGCUUACUCUUUCCUGGUUGCCUAGCAAAAGUGAUGGAGGGUCUCCUAUCACCAACUACAUUGUAGAGAUGAAGGAGGCUAGCAUGUUCCGUUGGGCGGAAGUUGGCAGGGUUGAUGCUGACAUCUUUACAUACUGUGCUCAGAAUCUACGCGAACAGAAGGAGUAUAUCUUCCGAGUGAUAGCCGAAAAUGCCGUCGGCAAAUCUGACGCACUUGAGUCUGAUAGAGUCACACCAAAGAGUCAAUUCACUGUUCCUGGUGCACCUGAAGGACCGAUGAAAUACUCGGACAUCACUGCAACAUCAGUCACCAUUGCCUGGCGUCCCCCACUGUCUGAUGGUGGACGACCUUUGUCUGGAUAUAUCGUGGAACAGCGUGAGAGUAAACGUAUGACCUGGACAAAGGUUGGACGCACUGAACCAAGCAUUCUGACUUACUGUGUCCAGAACCUGAUCGAAAACAAGGAAUAUCUAUUCCGUGUUUUUGCCGAGAAUGAAGAAGGCGUUGGGCCUGCCUUGGAAAGUCAGGAGUCUGUCAAACCAAAACGCCCUGCAGAUGUACCCAGUGCCCCCAGAGGACCUCUGGAUGUCCGUGAUGUGGACGAGUCUUCUGCAUACCUCACAUGGCGCCCAGCUGACAAAGAUGGCGGCUCCCCUGUCCUUGAGUACAUCGUUGAGGCAAGCACCGACGGAGAGGAAUGGACCAAGCUUGGCAAGACCGACAAGUACACGACAAAUCUACGACCUCAGGGUCUCUUGACCGGCAAGAAAUAUUUCUUCCGUGUCUUCGCUGUCAACAGUGUGGGGCCAGGUGCUCCUUUGGAAUCUGAUGCCACAACUAUUGAAAAACCAGCGAACGUGCCAGGUAAACCUCGGGCUAUGCAAGUGACCAAUCCCGACAGGACAUCUUUGGGUAUCUCUUGGAAUGUUCCUUCUAAUGACGGUGGAUCACCAAUCACUGGCUACAUUGUCGAAAAACGUGACGCUCGCCGUGCUACCUGGACACAGGUUGCUCAAGUCCCCGCAGACGAGCUGUCCUGUGUUGCAGACAAACUUGUUGAGGGUACUGAGUAUGGAUUCCGUAUCACUGCUGUCAACAAAGUUGGCAAGGGUCCAGCUUUGGAAUCUGACCAGACCUACAUGGCUAAGAGUCCAUACAACAAGCCAGAAUCUCCGCUUGGACCUCUUAAUAUUUCUAAUGUCACUGAUAACUCAUGUGAGUUGUCCUGGAAACCACCAAGAGAUGACGGAGGCUCACCAAUCACCGAGUACAUUGUUGAGAUGCGUGACGUACGUCGUAGUACAUGGAGUAAAGUUGGAACAACUAAACCACCAGUCACUGACUUCACAGCAACCGGACUUAUGCCUGGUAACGAGUACCUCUUCAGGGUUACUGCUGUCAAUGCUGAAGGUCAAAGUGCACCUCUCACAGCCAUACAGUCCAUCAAACCAAAGAAGAAGAUCUCACCUCCCGGGCCACCAUUGUUUGUGCGCUUGUCUAAAUCAGGUGACACAUUCGCGACGAUCACCUGGGGUGCACCAUCCUCAGAUGGAGGUGCGAAAAUCACUCAUUAUCACGUGAUGAAGGCUGAAGGCUCUCCAUCUAAUUGGAUAAAUGUGGCUAAGGUUGAUGCCUAUGAGAACACCAACACCAUUAGUGGACUUAAGGACGGUACAGAGUAUUACUUUGCUGUAGCUGCUGAAAAUGAGGCUGGUGUCGGUGACGUCAGCAAAGCUGACAAAUCAGUGAAAGGGGCUAAGCCUAAAGAGAGACCAGCUCCCCCUGGUGCUCCUUUAGAAGCCACAGACAUCCGCAAAAACCAGGUGACCUUGACAUGGAAAACGUCUCCUGACGAUGGAGGCUCUCCUAUCACUCGCUACAUCGUAGAAAAACGUGAGAGCUGGAAAUCCACCUGGUCUCCAUGUGGAAAGGUUGGUCCACGGGAACACACACUCAUUGCCGAACACCUGAAGGAAAAUCAGGAAUACAGGUUCCAGGUCUGUGCAGAAAAUGCCAUCGGACGCUCUGAUUGGCUUGAGACCUCAGCCAAUGUUGUACCAAAGAGCCAGUUUGCCAAGCCUUCACCACCAAGAGAUCUGGUCAUUUCGGAAAUCAAACAGACUUCUGUAGUUCUGAACUGGUCACCGCCCAAUAAUCUAGGUGGUCUCUCGCUCAAUGGAUAUAAGUUGGAACGUCGGGACAGACGUCGCACAGUGUGGGUAUACGUGGACGAGGUGCGCCCACAUAUCACUACCUACUGUAUACAGAACCUUCUUGAGGGAAAUGAAUACCUUUUCCGUGUCUUUGCCAUCAACGAUGAAGGACUCAGUGAGCCAUUGGAAUCAACAGAAGCUGUCAUACCAUUUAAACCUGCAGGUGUACCAGCAUCCCCAGUUGGUCCGAUCCGAUUCUCAGAUGAGAAGACAGAUGCUGUGACUUUGAACUGGAAUCCAUCAAAGGAUGAUGGAGGAAGUCCAAUCACAUCCUACCAGAUUCAGGUAUCUGAAGAUGGUAAUACAUGGACUGAUGUGGAAAUUGUUGACAAAUAUCGCAAAGAUUACCGAGCCACGAACCUUAAAGAAGGUCAACAGUAUAUGUUCAGAGUGAUGGCUGUGAAUAAGGUUGGAGCCAGCAAGCCACUGGACUCUGACUACUUCACACCUCGUCGUCCAGGAGGUCCACCAUCUAAACCACAAGGCCCGAUGGCUGUCUACGAUAUUUCAUUGAACUCAGUGACCAUUGAAUGGAGGCCUCCCACCGAUGACGGAGGAUCACCACUUAAGAACUAUGUAAUUGAGAUGAAGGAAAAAUCUCGUGUAAUGUGGAAGAGCAUUGACAAAACCAAUCCAAACAUUACGAGUUACUGUGCCCAGAAUUUAUCUCUCAACUCGGAGUACCUGUUCCGUGUCUCAGCUGAGAACAAACAUGGCGUUAGUGAACCACUGACUCUUGAUGAACCAGUUCUUAUUAAGAGCCCAUAUGGUCUGCCCUCUGCACCUGAGGGUCCCAUGAAGAUUGGAAGUGUAAACAACUCUUCAGCUGAGGUAUCAUGGCAACCACCAGCUAGUGAUGGAGGCAAACCCUUGACGGCCUACAUUGUAGAAUAUCGUGAUGUCAAACGUACCUACUGGACAAAGUCUGCAGAGGUCAAACCAGACCAACUGCAUCACAUGGUACAUGGCCUGCAGAUUGGAUACGAGUAUGCUUUCAGGGUCAGCGCUGUCAACAGUGUUGGUCAAGGCCCACAUCUGACCUCUACAGAAACUGCUAAACCUUCCAAGAAACUCAGUGUACCAUCUUGUCCUGAAAAUGUAAGAGUAACAGACAUUGUGAAAUCGUCAGCCACGCUUGAGUGGAGCGCCCCUGACAGUGACGGAGGAUCACGUAUUAACCGUUACCAUGUGUACCAAAGAACAGAUAAAUCAACAGACUGGAGGAAACUUACUUCUGUGGACCGAUUCACCACAAUCACGACUAUCAACAAUCUGAUGACUGACGAGACCUACUACUUUGCCGUCGCAGCUGAAAAUGACGUCGGUAUGAGUGAGAAGGCUGCCACUGCGAAGGGAACAACCAUCACUAAGCCGAUUGCACCUCCUUCACCACCUGUCGGCCCAAUUGUUGUUAGCGAUGUUACAAAAUCAUCAGCUAAUAUUGCUUGGCAACCAAGUAAGUCAGACGGUGGCUCUCCUAUCACUGGCUACAUCGUAGAGAUGAGAGAAGGCUGGAGGAUGUCGUGGACACGAGUGACAGAGGUGGCCAGCGAUACCUUGACAACCACUCUCACCAACCUGCGUGAGGGACAAGAAUACCAUGUCCAGAUUAUAGCUGUCAACAAAGCUGGCAACUCCAAACCCCUUGAGGGCGAUUCCUCUAUCAAACCAAAGAGCCAGUACAAACCACCAUCUGCUCCAAGAAAUCUGGAAGCAUCGGACAUGAAGUCCACUUCACUGAGACUUUCCUGGCUUGAACCGGAAGACAAUGGUGGACUGCCAAUUAAAAGCUAUCAGGUGGAACGUCGUGAGAAAAGAUAUGGUUCAUGGGUCAAGGAAUGCACUGAGAAAUCAACAUCCUGUAGUGUGCUCAAUCUCCGUAUCAACUUGGAAUAUUUCUUCCGUGUGUCUGCCUCCAAUGACGAAGGUCAAGGUCCUUUUGUAGAAAUGAACCAGCCAAUUGUUCUCUCGCCCGAGGCCACUGUGCCGGAUGAGCCCAAGGGCCCCCUCCGUCACAGUAACCUCGACGAGACAAGCGUGACCUUGUCAUGGCUGUCACCGAUGAAUGAUGGUGGCGCCCCCAUCACAUCUUACAAGGUGGAGAGCUGGUCAAUGGAUAAACCUUGGUCAGAAGUUGACACUACAGAUGCCAGGACAACAACUCUCAAUGUUAAACGCCUAACCACAGACAAGACCUACAAGUUCCGUGUAUGUGCAAUCAACCGUGUCGGAGCCGGCAAAUAUUUGGAGUCAGAACGCAUCACACCAACUAAGGAACUCCGCGUUCCUGGACCUCCUACUGAGCCAAUUGUUGCUAAGGCAUUGUCACAUGACACUAUUAGCCUCGAAUGGAAUGAGCCAGAAACUGAUGGAGGAUCCCCGAUCACAAGUUAUGUCGUAGAGCGUCGUGAUCUCAUGAGGUCAAUUUGGACGUUUGUCGACCGUACAGCCAAUCUGAACAUCUUAAUUAAGAAACUGACUGAAGGGUCAGAGUUCUUCUUUAGGGUGUCAGCAGUUAACAAGGUUGGUCAGGGUCUUCCAUUGGAAACUCCAAAACCUAUACUGAUCAAGAGUCCAUAUGACAAACCUUCAGCACCAGUAGGUCCACUCCAAACUACCAACGUCACCGCCAACUCUGUUGACCUCGCAUGGCGACCAUCAGAAAAAGAUGGCGGAACUCCAAUCACACACUACACCAUUGAGGUGCGUGAAGUGCGUCGCUCCAUGUGGGGCAAAGCAGGACAAGUGGAACCGGGAGUUAACAAGUUCACAGUGCAAAACCUUGUGGUAGAUAAUGAAUACUACUUCAGAAUCCGUGCUGUCAAUGCCGAGGGCGAAAGUCCACCACUUGAAGGUCCCAGUGGAGUCAAACCAAAGAAGAUUCUGUCACUACCUGGUGUACCAAAUGUAAACGUUGGACGAAUUGGUGAAGGUGAGAUAGGUGUAGACUGGACGCAGCCUGAUAGCGACGGUGGAGCUCGCAUCAAACAGUACCGUGUGUACAUGAAGGAUGAGAACACCUGGAGGGAGCUGGCGACAGUUGAACCCUACAGAGGUCACCACAAUGUUACCAAGCUCAAUCACGAACAGAAAUAUGUGUUCGGUGUGGCUGCAGAAAAUUCCAUCGGAAUAGGAGAAAAGGGAGUUACCAAGCCUUCCUCUCCAAAACAAGCCCUUACUGUACCAUCGGCACCAGAAGGUCCUCUGGAAAUUUCUAACAUCCAAAAGAAUUCUGCUAACAUUUCCUGGAACCACAGUCUCUUCGAUGGGGGUUCACCAAUCACACACUAUUCCAUCGAGAGAAAGGAGAGUUGGAAGUCGAGCUGGUCCCCUGUGGAUCGUAUCCGUGCCAACAACACCACAUACAAGAUGACAGGUCUCAACGACAAGACCAGCUACCUCAUCAGAGUCAAAGCUGAAAACAAGAUUGGAAGCUCAGAGCCUUUACAGAGUGUUGAAGAAUUCACUCCAAAGAGUCCUUAUAGUGUACCAUCUGCUCCUAUUGGACCUCUGAAGGUCUCCAAUGUCACCACCAACUCAGCAGUCCUCACAUGGAAACCCUCAGAAUCAGACGGUGGCAAGCCAAUUAAACGUUACAUAGUGGAACGUCGUGAGGGAUGGCGAUUCAACUGGUCAAAGGUUGACUCAACACGCUCUCUUUCAAUUUCUGUCAGUGGUCUAAGGGAGGGAACAGAGUAUUUCUUCCGUGUGAUGGCUGAGAAUGAGGAAGGCCUCAGUGAACCUAUUGAGACUGAUGCCGUCAUUCCUAGAAAACAAGCAGUAAAACCAGGUCCACCUGCUGGUAAAAUACAUGCUAGUCAUGUGACCCAAGACUCUGUAACUUUGGCCUGGAAAGAACCAACAGAUGAUGGAGGAUCUCCAAUCAAACGCUACAUCAUUCAAGCCCUAAACACACGCUCAGGAAAUUGGGCAACAGUUGCUGAGGUUCCAGCCCGCACCUUCCAAAAGAUCAUAACUGGUCUGGAAGAAGGUGUGCCCUAUGAGUUCCGCAUUUGUGCUGAAAAUGAGGUUGGACUCGGUAAACCAAAUGAGUUGGACGAAACAAUUACUCCAUCACGUCCAGCAGAGGUUCCUGGAGCUCCAAGAGGCCUCAAAGUCUUUGAUAUAACAAAGGAAUCUAUGGCUCUGUCAUGGCAGCCACCUACAGAGGAUGGCAAUAGCCCAUUGACAGGUUACAUAGUAGACAAACUUGACAGUCAAUGGGGAGGCUGGUCUCGUGCGACCAAACUUCCAGCCGAUGUUACAGAGUGCACAGUGAGUGGUCUUAUCAAGGGCCAUGAUUAUAACUAUCGUGUGUAUGCUGAGAACAAAGUUGGAGUUGGUGCCCCUGCCGAAUUGAGGAGUCUGGUCAAGGCUGUUAGUGCCGUAGAGGUACCAUCUAAGCCCAGAGACUUCCAGGUGACAGAUAAGAAAGAAGAUAGUGUUAGCCUAGAGUGGUCUACUCCUGACAGUAAUGGUGGUGCUCCUAUCACUCGCUACUGUAUAGAAAAACGUGAGCCUGGCCGUGCCCAGUGGGUGAGAGUUGACAGUGUGUCUCCAAAGACACUAGGAUAUACAGCCAGAGGUCUUCUUGAAGGCCGAAGUUACAUUUUCCGUGUCUUCGCCGAGAACUCUGAAGGACUCAGUGAACCUGCUGUGUUAGAUAAGGCAAUCACACCAGAACGUGCUCAAGAAACACCAGGGCCCCCAGAAAACCUUGACGUAUCCACAGUGAGCCACAAUGCUGCCACACUUCGCUGGAAGCGUCCACGCUAUGAUGGCGGUGCUAUGGUAACUGGUUAUCUCAUCGAACAGAGGGAUGGUACUUCUGGCCAGUGGCAGCGUGUGAAAGAGGUAGAGAGUCAUGUCCACUCACUGACCAUUCGUAACCUCAUUGAUGACUAUAGUUAUGGAUUCCGUGUUCGUGCCAAGAAUGCCAUAGGCCUUGGUGAACCAAGAGAAAUUGACACUGCUGUCAGCACUAAGAAAACCAUAGAAAAACCAUCUGCUCCCCGUGGUCCUUUGGACAUAUCUGACAUCACUGAGGACCAUGUACGAUUAUCAUGGCGAGCACCUGAGAGGGAUGGAGGAUCAAGGAUUUCUGCUUACAUGGUUGAGAAGAGUGAAGCCCGUCGUCCCAAAUGGUUGCGUGUGGCACGCUGCCCACCAGACCAACUCUCAUUGGAUGUGUCAAAUCUCAUCGAAAAUGUGGAGUACUACUUCCGAGUGGUGGCCGAGAAUGAGGCUGGCCUUAGCCCGCCCCUCGAGUCCGACAGCGCUGUAAAACCGAAGAGUAAAUUUGGUCCACCUUCAGCUCCCGUUGGUCCAAUCAAAGCCCUGAGUGUGACACGUGACAGCGUGUCCCUCGAAUGGAGACCACCAAAAUCAGAUGGAGGCUCUCCUUUGACUGGCUAUAUUGUUGAGAAACGUGAGGGAAGUAGGCAAUCCUACGUCAAUGUGACGCGUCUAGCGUCUGACGUAAACAUUGUCAACAUCCCGGGUCUGAUGGAAGGUCAUGAUUACUACUUCCGGGUCAUUGCUGAAAACCGCUAUGGAAGAAGUGCACCUUUGGAAUCCACCUCUGCUAUUACACCUAAGAGGAUGUAUGGCAAAUCAGAGGAUAUACACACUGUGCAGUCUGUGAGAGCCUCUACCAUGUCAAAGAAAAUUAGGGCCAUCAGCGAACCUCCUGUUGAAGAAACAGUUGUUGAUUCAGUUUCUCGUAAAAGAUAUGUGCCCAGGGACACGAAAUGGUUUGAUGAGGUCCGUUCUGAAUACAUUUCUGUGUUGUCUCCUAAGAAAGUAAUAGAUACGACGCGCUACGAAGAACCAAUGCACACAGUAGAAUCUGUGAAAGCUGUUGUGAAGCGCAGAGGUGUUGAAAUUAUCAAACCCUCCCGAGCCAUCAGCGAACCUCCAGUUGAAAAAUUGGUACCAGAAGUCACUGAAAAACAGAAGGUGAACUUUGAAGAGGAAUAUUUCAAUAAAGAAAGGGCUCGAUAUCUUGCUGCACUGGAAAGACCCAAACGUAUGCAAGUUGAUGAACAACCAGUGAAGACAGAAGGAUAUUUUACCCUGGCCUCUGUACAGUCAGACAUUAGAAAGAAACAGAGCAGAUCAACGAGUGAACCGCCAGAACCAAUGGUGGAACAAGUCAUCUCCAAGCGUCUUAGAACAAAACUGCGUUCAAAACAGGCGCCAUAUGCUGGAUUGGAAUUUGAAAGUGCCAGGACAGCUAUGAAGGAAACACUGUCAAAGGCUGAGGCUAUUGGAACUCACGGGGUAGUAGGAGCGAAGUGGGAUCAUCUUGGAGCAUUCAAUAAAUACAAGGACCUAUCACAUAAAGAAGAGAGGAAACGGGAUCGUGCUAUCAGUGAGCCACCUGUCGAUGAAUAUGUUGUAGAACAGAGAGCGAAGUUAAUGGAAAAAACUAAGGUCAAAACAUCGGAAGAGGAUUUUGAGAAAGAAAGAACAAAGUAUAUGUCUGCACUUAGGCGUCAUGAAGAAAGCGCAGUGGAUUUGAGUUUUAAGAAGCAGACGAUACACACAUUGGCCUCUGUGAGAGCAUCAGCAGAAGCCAGAGAGGCAGCAAAACCUCGCAAGCCAGAAAAACCAUCACGUGCCACAAGUGAGCCUCCAGCUGAACUUGAACUACAGAAACCAAGCAAGACGUACAGACUUGCAUAUGACGAUGAUUGGUUCGAAAAGUCACGUUCAAGGUAUCUCAGAGCACUUGAGAAACCUGACUUCUCUACAGAACAAAUAGUGAAACCGAAACAGGAAGAAAUCUUUACUCUCCAGUCUGUUAAAGAUUCAAUGUCAAAGAAGGCAAGAGACAGUCGAGCCACAAGUGAGCCACUAUCCCCUGUGGAGGAAACUCCGUUGACAAAGCGUCUGAAGUCAAAAAAGACCAGACAACCUAGAUAUAAUCAGGAAGCUUUGACACAGGCUAGAGCUGCAAUGAAGGAAAGUGUGUCUAAGAUUGAAACAAUCGGAACACAUGCUGUUACUAGCAAAUAUGAUCACGUGAGCAUAUUGAACAAAAUUUCAGAUAUCACUUUCGAUGAGAAAAAGAAACGUCCUCGUGCAAUAAGUGAGCCGCCAGUUGAAGCAGAAAUAGAACAAAAGCCUCAGGAAAGACCUGACAAAGAAAAGAAGCGUGAUUUGAUGGAAGAAGAAUUCAGACAGAGUAGGAAACAAUAUUUGACAGCAUUGGAGAAGAAACGUGAGAUAGAAGUACCAGAUUUCAAGAAGGAUAAGAUCCACACCUUGGCUUCAGUUCAGGCGUCGGCCAUUAGACAUCAGCUAAGAAAACCAGAAGUAAAAGAAAAGGUUAAACUCAAAGAAGAGGAACCAGUUGAAUCGAGGAAAUCUUUCAGAACAUAUAAGAUUUCUUACGAUGAUGAUUGGUUUGAUAAAUCCAGAUCAAGUUACAUGUCUGUAUUAGAUAAACCAGCCGUCACAGAAACGCAUGAAGCACCAAAGAGGAAGGAGGAUAUAUUUACUCUCGAUUCAGUGCACAAAUCCAUCAGAGAAAAGGAAAGAUCUAGGGCCGUCAGUGAGCCCCGAGCACAAUUUGAAACUAGUCCUAUUGCCAAACGCGUCAAGAAGAAAUUAACAAAACCAUCCCGUGAUGAUUCUUUGGAACAGGCUAGGAUCGCCAUGAAGGAGAGCAUGUCCAAAGUAGAAUCCAUUGGAACUCAUGCUGCUGUGAUUACCAAACGUGAGCCAGCUGUAUAUAAGGAUGUAGAAUACGAGAAACCAAGAAAGGCAAAGCAGGUUGUUGAAACAGAGGAAGUAGAGACAAUUAAGGAACGACCAGAAAAGGCCAAGAGGAUUGCAAUGAAUGAGGCAGAGUUUAAUCAGAGUAGACUUGAAUACCUUGCCAAAUUGAAGCGUCCCACAGUAGAAAUACCUGAAUUAGCAAAGGAGAAGAUUCUUACGCUAGCUGAUGUACAGGCUUCCGCUCUCAAACGUCAGCACCAAUGGAAACCUGCACCAGAAACCAAAGAAAAGGUGAUGAUUGAGGAGCCAACUGAGGCUAGAAAAUCCUUCAGGACCUACCAAAUCUCUUACGAUGAUGAUUGGUUUGAUAAAUCCAGAUCAAGUUACAUGUCUGUAUUAGAUAAACCCACCGUCACAGAAACAUAUGAAGCACCAAAGAGGAAGGAAGACAUAUUUACUCUUGAUUCAGUGCACAAAUCAAUCAGAGAAAAGGAAAGAUCUAGGGCCGUCAGUGAGCCUCGAGCACAAUUUGAAACUAGUCCUAUUGCCAAACGCGUCAAGAAGAAAUUAACAAAACCAUCCCGUGAUGACUCUUUGGAACAAGCUAGGAUCGCCAUGAAGGAGAGCAUUUCUAAAGUAGAAUCCAUUGGAACACAUGCUGCCGUGAUUACCAAACGUGAGCCAGCAGUAUAUAAGGAUAUGGAAUAUGAGAAGCCAAGAAAGGCAAAGAAAGCCAUUGAGCCAGAAGAAGUAGAGACCAUAAAAGAAAGACCAGAAAAAGCCAAGAGGAUUGCAAUGAAUGAGGCAGAGUUUAAUCAGAGUAGACUUGAAUACCUCGCCAUAUUGAAGCGUCCCACUGUAGAAAUACCUCAGUUAGCAAAGGAGAAGAUUCUGACGCUAGCCGAUGUACAGGCUUCUGCUCUCAAACGUCAGCACCAAUGGAAACCUGCACCAGAAUCCAAAGAAAAGGUGGUUAUUGAGGAACCAACUGAGGCUAGAAAAUCCUUCAGGACCUACCAAAUCUCUUACGAUGAUGAUUGGUUUGAUAAAUCCAGAUCAAGUUACAUGUCUGUAUUAGAUAAACCCACCGUCACAGAAACAUAUGAAGCACCAAAGAGGAAGGAGGACAUAUUUACUCUCGAUUCAGUGCACAAAUCCAUCAGAGAAAAGGAAAGAUCAAGGGCCGUCAGUGAGCCCCGAGCACAGUUUGAAACUAGUCCUAUUGCCAAACGCGUCAAGAAGAAAUUAACAAAACCAUCCCGUGAUGACUCUUUGGAACAGGCUAGGAUCGCCAUGAAGGAGAGCAUUUCUAAAGUAGAAUCCAUUGGAACACAUGCUGCUGUGAUUACCAAACGUGAGCCAGCAGUAUAUAAGGAUAUGGAAUAUGAGAAGCCAAGAAAGGCAAAGAAAGCCAUUGAGCCAGAAGAAGUAGAGACCAUAAAAGAAAGACCAGAAAAAGCCAAGAGGAUUGCAAUGAAUGAGGCAGAGUUUAAUCAGAGUAGACUUGAAUACCUUGCCAAAUUGAAGCGUCCCACAGUAGAAAUACCUGAAUUAGCAAAGGAGAAGAUUCUUACGCUAGCUGAUGUACAGGCUUCCGCUCUCAAACGUCAGCACCAAUGGAAACCUGCACCAGAAUCCAAAGAAAAGGUGGUGAUUGAGGAACCAACUGAGGCUAGAAAAUCCUUCAGGACCUACCAGAUUUCUUACGAUGAUGAUUGGUUUGAUAAAUCCAGAUCAAGUUACAUGUCUGUAUUAGAUAAACCCAUCGUCACAGAAACAUAUGAAGCACCAAAGAGGAAGGAAGACAUAUUUACUCUCGAUUCAGUGCACAAAUCAAUCAGAGAAAAGGAAAGAUCUAGGGCCGUCAGUGAGCCUCGAGCACAAUUUGAAACUAGUCCUAUUGCCAAACGCGUCAAGAAGAAAUUAACAAAACCAUCCCGUGAUGACUCUUUGGAACAGGCUAGGAUCGCCAUGAAGGAGAGCAUGUCCAAAGUAGAAUCCAUUGGAACUCAUGCUGCUGUGAUUACCAAACGUGAGCCAGCUGUAUAUAAGGAUGUAGAAUAUGAGAAACCAAGAAAGGCAAAGCAGGUUGUUGAAACAGAAGAAGUAGAGACCAUAAAGGAACGACCAGAAAAAGCCAAGAGGAUUGCAAUGAAUGAGGCAGAGUUUAAUCAGAGUAGACUUGAGUACCUCGCCAUAUUGAAGCGUCCCAAAGUAGAAAUACCUCAGUUAGCAAAGGAAAAGAUUCUUACGCUAGCUGAUGUACAGGCUUCCGCUCUCAAACGUCAGCACCAAUGGAAACCUGCACCAGAAUCCAAAGAAAAGGUGGUUAUUGAGGAACCAACUGAGGCUAGGAAAUCCUUCAGGACCUACCAGAUUUCUUACGAUGAUGAUUGGUUUGAUAAAUCCAGAUCAAGUUACAUGUCUGUAUUAGAUAAACCAGCCGUCACAGAAAUGUAUGAAGCACCAAAGAGAAAGGAGGACAUAUUUACUCUUGAUUCAGUGCACAAAUCAAUCAGAGAAAAGGAAAGAUCUAGGGCCGUCAGUGAGCCUCGAGCACAAUUUGAAACUAGUCCUAUUGCCAAACGCGUCAAGAAGAAAUUAACAAAACCAUCCCGUGAUGACUCUUUGGAACAGGCUAGGAUCGCCAUGAAGGAGAGCAUGUCCAAAGUAGAAUCCAUUGGAACUCAUGCUGCUGUGAUUACCAAACGUGAGCCAGCUGUAUAUAAGGAUGUAGAAUAUGAGAAACCAAGAAAGGCAAAGCAGGUUGUUGAAACAGAAGAAGUAGAGACCAUAAAGGAACGACCAGAAAAAGCCAAGAGGAUUGCAAUGAAUGAGGCAGAGUUUAAUCAGAGUAGACUUGAGUACCUCGCAAUAUUGAAGCGUCCCAAAGUAGAAAUACCUCAGUUAGCAAAGGAAAAGAUUCUUACGCUAGCUGAUGUACAGGCUUCCGCUCUCAAACGUCAGCACCAAUGGAAACCUGCACCAGAAUCCAAAGAAAAGGUGGUUAUUGAGGAACCAACUGAGGCUAGGAAAUCCUUCAGGACCUACCAGAUUUCUUACGAUGAUGAUUGGUUUGAUAAAUCCAGAUCAAGUUACAUGUCUGUAUUAGAUAAACCAGCCGUCACAGAAACAUAUGAAGCACCAAAGAGAAAGGAGGACAUAUUUACUCUUGAUUCAGUGUACAAAUCCAUCAGAGAAAGAGAUAGAUCAAGGGCCAUCAGUGAGCCCCGAGCACAAUUUGAAACUAGUCCUAUUGCCAAACGCGUCAAGAAGAAAUUAACAAAACCAUCCCGUGAUGACUCUUUGGAACAGGCUAGGAUCGCCAUGAAGGAGAGCAUAUCUAAAGUAGAAUCCAUUGGAACUCAUGCUGCCGUGAUUACCAAACGUGAGCCAGCUGUAUAUAAGGAUGUAGAAUACGAGAAACCAAGAAAGGCAAAGAAAGCCAUUGAGCCAGAAGAAGUGGAGACAAUAAAGGAAAGACCAGAAAAAGCCAAGAGGAUUGCAAUGAAUGAGGCAGAGUUUAAUCAGAGUAGACUUGAAUACCUUGCCAAAUUGAAGCGUCCCACAGUAGAAAUACCUGAAUUAGCAAAGGAGAAGAUUCUGACGCUUGCUGAUGUACAGGCUUCUGCUCUCAAACGUCAGCACCAAUGGAAACCUGCACCAGAAACCAAAGAAAAGGUGAUGAUUGAGGAACCAACUGAGGCUAGAAAAUCCUUCAGGACCUACCAGAUCUCUUACGAUGAUGAUUGGUUUGAUAAAUCCAGAUCAAGUUACAUGUCUGUAUUAGAUAAACCAGCCGUCACAGAAAUGUAUGAAGCACCAAAGAGAAAGGAGGACAUAUUUACUCUUGAUUCAGUGCACAAAUCCAUCAGAGAAAAGGAAAGAUCAAGGGCCGUCAGUGAGCCUCGAGCACAAUUUGAAACUAGUCCUAUUGCCAAACGCGUCAAGAAGAAAUUAACAAAACCAUCACUUGAUGACUCUUUGGAACAAGCUAGGAUCGCCAUGAAGGAGAGCAUUUCUAAAGUAGAAUCCAUUGGAACUCAUGCUGCCGUGAUUACCAAACGUGAGCCAGCUGUAUAUAGGGAUGUAGAAUAUGAGAAACCAAGAAAGGCUAAGGCAGUGGUCUAUGGACCAGAAGUGGAGACAAUAAAGGAAAGACCAGAAAAGGCCAAGAGGAUUGCAAUGAAUGAGGCAGAGUUUAAUCAGAGUAGACUUGAAUACCUUGCCAAAUUGAAGCGUCCCACAGUAGAAAUACCUGAAUUAGCAAAGGAGAAGAUUCUUACCCUAGCUGAUGUACAGGCUUCCGCUCUCAAACGUCAGCACCAAUGGAAACCUGCACCAGAAUCCAAAGAAAAGGUGGUUAUUGAGGAGCCAACUGAGGCUAGAAAAUCCUUCAGGACCUACCAAAUCUCUUACGAUGAUGAUUGGUUUGAUAAAUCCAGAUCAAGUUACAUGUCUGUAUUAGAUAAACCAGCCGUCACAGAAAUGUAUGAAGCACCAAAGAGAAAGGAGGACAUAUUUACUCUUGAAUCAGUGUACAAAUCCAUCAGAGAAAGAGAUGGAUCAAGGGCUGUUAGUGAGCCACCUGCUCAGUUUGCUUUUGUGCCAAAACGCGUAAAGCAUAAAUUGCCGAAAACCUCUGCCAUUGAUUCAUUAGAAGAGGCAAGGGUAGCCAUGAAAGACAGUAUUUCUAAGAUUGAUUCUAUUGGAACUCAUGCAGCUUCCAUUCCCAAACGAGAGCCUGUUAUAUAUAAGGAUGUUGAGUAUGUUAUUCCGAAACGUUCUAAACCUCCUUCUCAGCCAGAAGAGGUCGAAGAAAUUCCGAGGGCAAAAAUGGAAAAAGAAAAGAGAAAAGCCAUGAAUGAACAAGAAUUUAACCAGAUCAGGAAUAGUUACCUGUCAACUGCCGCCCCACGUAAGAUAGAAUUACCAGAUUUUAUCAAACCUAAGAUCCUCACUGUGGCAUCUGUUCAGGCAUCUGCAAUGGCAAAACAACAGAAGAAAGAAAUUCCUAAACCAACAUUGGUUAAAGAACCUGUCGAGAAAGCUGUGUCUAGGAAGACAUAUUCAGUUGUCAAUGACGAUGAUUGGUUCCAGAAAUCACGAUCUAAUUAUAUGCAAGUUCUCGAAAGGCCAGCUCAACAGGAGAUUGAUGUGCCUAAACCUGUGAUUCAAAUGCACACUUUGGACUCUGUUAAAGCUGAAUUGAAAUCUAAAACUCCCAGAGAAGCUUACAUAGCCCCUGUUCAAGAGGAACAUACCGUCCAAAAAGCACAAUCAAGAUUACGAUCCAAAAAGCUUGCAAAGCUGGAAAUGGCCUUUGAACAAGCCCAUCUAACAGCCAAACAAAGCAAUGCUUUAAUCUCUUCGACGGAGACUGUUUCCUCUGAGCCAUCCUAUAGUAGAUGGGAUCACUUGGCUGCAUUCAAUAAGUACAUUGAUGUGAAGGAAAGACAGCAGGUUGAAGAUAUCAACACAAAGGAUAUUUCAUUUACUAGCAGAGCAUUGAGUGAGCCUCCAAAGGUGAAACAAAUUAUCAAGAAACCUGUUGUUACGAUGGACGAAAAAACUUUCCACGAUUCAAGAUCAAAAUAUUUGGCUGCACUUGAGAAGAAAGGGGACCUGAGUUCCACAGAGUUCAAAAAAGAGAAAAUCCACACAUUAAAGUCUGUGAAAGCAGAGGCUGAUUUAAGAUCUCAGAGACUUGCACUUAAAGCCAAGGCAACUGUACCAGAUAAGGUUAAUGUCGAGUUGCAAGCAGGCAAAGUUCCAAAAAUGGCAUACAAACUUGCUUAUGACAACGAAUGGUUUGAAAAUUCCAGGGCAAGAUACCUUACAGCACUUGAGAGACCCACAGAGAUCGAUGAAGCUAUGGAAAGGUCAGUGGAUACUACAGGUCGCGGGGAUAGGAUCCACACAUUACAAUCGGUGAGAGCUGCUACUGACGCCAAACAAAAGAGUGUAAGUUUUGACAGCACACCAGAUACUGGUACUCCUAUUGCUGCAAAGAAUGUCCGAUCAAGGCAAAGAGCUAGAAAGCUUAACACUCUUGAAGACUCCUUUGCAAGAUCAGCUGCCGUGUUACGUCAGAGCCAGGACAUGAUUGAUGCUUUAUCUACUCGCGAGGUGCCUUAUAGUCGAUGGGAUCAAUACAGUGACAUCAAAUACGACAAACUCACUGAUGACAUACCUGUCAGUGAUCACUCUCUUCAGCUUGUCAGAUCAGCCAGUCAACCUCCUGUACUUGAUAACAUCAGUAAAUUUGACGAGGAAAUGGAAGAACGAAUGCGGAUUUCAUUGUCAAAACGGGACAGUGAAACGCAACGGCAGUAUGAACAAGAACAGCUUCAGGCUUAUCAACGAGAACAUGAUGCAUAUUUAUUAGGCAAAAAGAAAGAUGUUAUCAAUACAGUGGCAAGUGUCCGUGCUUCUGCUCAGGAACGUUUAGAGGCACGUAAAUCACUGGAAACUCAUCAGCGAAGAGCAAAAAGUGAGCCUCGUACAGAAAAAACAAGUGGGCGUAAAUCCUAUUUGGAGAUUAAUGACGAGGAAUUUGAAUCUUCCAGAGCAAACUAUAUGUCUGUCUUAGAUAGAACGUGUUAUUCAACCGAGACUGAAACAAAUGCAAGUCUACAAAGAGAUAACUGGUACACGCUCAAGUCAGUACAAGCAGCUCUGAAUACUAAGGAGAGAAGCAAGCAGAUUCCCUCUGCGCAGUACGCUAUUACUGAAACUGAAACCACACGUGCUGCUAAGGACUUCAGAGCGAGACUCCGAGCCAGACAGACUGCAACAGACGUUGCUACUACUCGUAUAACUGUAGAGGAACCACGCCCUACUUUUGACUCCCAUUAUAGCAGAUGGAAUCAUCUCGCUGCUUACACCAAAUACAGUGGUCUUAAAGACCAGCUGACUGAAACCAGUGACAAUUUGGAUAUAAGAUCAUUCAGGGCAUCGAGUGAACCCAAAGACAUUCCUGAUUUUAGCAAAUUUGAUCAGGAGAUUUCUGAGAGAUCCAAACGCACUUCUGCUAAGGCUCAAGAAGGUGUCUCCUUACAGGAAUCCAGGAAUAGAUAUCUCCUUACUUUACAACAGCAGGAAGAUCUACAUAAGUCAAGGUAUGAUCUUAGGAAAGAUAUAAAAACAGUGGAAGCUGUGAAAGCAGCAGCUCUUGAGAAACUUGAGGAAGAGAGGGUGAGAGAAUUGCGAGCAUCGCGUGCUUUAAGUGAACCAAGAGCUGAGGUACGACCUCGGAGAAGCUACAAACUGGACAUAGAUGAUCAAUCUUUUGAACAAUCAAGAGCCAACUACAUGUCUGCAUUGUAUAGAACUGACUAUACAACAGAUACAGAGACAGUCGCCAGUCAGAGAAAAGCCAAUUGGUAUACACUGAAGUCUGUAAAAGCAGAGUUGGACACCAAACAGCGAGAUGCCAAAUUAGCAACAGAACCGUACAUUAUUGGUGAAACAGAAACAACGCUUGCUGCAAAAGAUUUCCGUGCCAGACUGCGUGCAAGGCAGGCUGCAUUGGAUGCUUCAGUUGUUACAACUCCCACGACUUUUUCUGCACCAAAAACUGCUUAUGAUUCCGACUACAGUAGAUGGGAUCAUCUGGCUGCAUACACAAAAUUCAGUGGCCUCAAAGAUCAGCUGAGUGACACAGGUGAUGUCUAUGAUGUUAGAUCUUUAAGAUCACUUAGUGAAACAAGGGAAAUUCCUGAUUAUAGCAAAUUUGACAGAGAGAUGGAGGAAAGAGGCAAGCGCACAUCAGCCAAAGCUCAAGAGGAUAUGUCUUUACAGAAAACAACAAACCAAUAUCUCCAAACUUUAAAACAGCAGGAAGACAUAUAUAAAUCUAGGUAUGACAUUAGCAGAAGAACGAAGGAUAUCAAGACAGUAGAAGCCGUGAGAGCAGCAGCUCUUGAGAAACUUGAGGAGGAAAGAAUGAGAGAACUCCGAGCAACACGUGCUUUAAGUGAACCAAGAGCUGAGGUACGACCUCGGAGAAGCUACAAACUGGACAUAGAUGAUCAAUCUUUUGAACAAUCAAGAGCCAACUACAUGUCUGCAUUGUAUAGAACUGACUAUACAACAGAUACAGAGACAGUCGCCAGUCAGAGAAAAGCCAAUUGGUAUACACUAAAGUCUGUAAAAGCAGAGUUGGACACCAAACAGCGAGAUGCCAAAUUAGCAACAGAACCGUACGUUAUUGGUGAAACAGAAACAACGCUUGCUGCAAAAGAUUUCCGUGCCAGACUGCGUGCAAGGCAGGCUGCAUUGGAUGCUUCAGUUGUUACAACUCCCACGACUUUUUCUGCACCAAAAACUGCUUAUGAUUCCGACUACAGUAGAUGGGAUCAUCUGGCUGCAUACACAAAAUUCAGUGGCCUCAAAGAUCAUGCUGAGUGACACAGGUGAUGUCUAUGAUGUUAGAUCUUUAAGAUCACUUAGUGAAACAAGGGAAAUUCCUGAUUAUAGCAAAUUUGACAGAGAGAUGGAGGAAAGAGGCAAGCGCACAUCAGCCAAAGCUCAAGAGGAUAUGUCUUUACAGAAAACAACA
Molecule: messenger RNA, 41806 nt
Organism: Ylistrum balloti
Lineage: Eukaryota; Metazoa; Mollusca; Bivalvia; Pectinida; Pectinidae
Product: titin-like
Exons: 108
Coding region: 16-41655 (13879 amino acids)
Molecular function (GO): protein binding
Source: RefSeq, a predicted model, not a curated record